CUGGUAUUCAUCUGGUAAAUGGUUGAAUUUUGAAUAAAAAUAUUUUUUCCAAGCCUCUUUUGGUUUGGUUAUAUUAAUUCACAAAAUGUAUCUCGUUUAUUUACUGCUAUGAAUAUUCCCCAAAAUGUCUAAAAUUGUGAAUAGUGAAGGUGUUAAACCUGGUUGUAUAUACAGGAUUGCACUCGAGAACUUCGUUACCUACAAGCAAGUGGAGCUGUAUCCAUCCACAUCCUUGAAUUUAAUAAUUGGACCAAAUGGCACUGGAAAGUCGACUUUUGUUUGUGCAAUUAUUUUGGGACUCUGUGGCAAAACGAGUGUUAUUGGUAGAGCGAAGAAGAUAUCUGAUUAUGUUCGGAGCGGUUGCCAGUCAGCCACCAUAGAGAUUGAAUUGUACCAACAGCCUGGAGAGAGGAAUGUUAUCAUCACAAGGACUUUUAACCUUAAGGAUGCUUCAACGUGGUCCAUUGAUCAUAAGGCAGUUCGGGAAAAGCAAGUCCUAGAGUUAAUAGCAUCUAUGAAUAUACAAGUCGACAACCUUUGCCAACUGCUACCUCAAGAUCGGGUGCAAGACUUCUCUAAGAUGGAUCCUCAGCAACUAUUGCGUAGCACUUUGUCCGCUGUGGGAGGGCAAGAAAGUGUAUCGCAACUCGAACAGUUGAUCGAGUGCAGGAACCAACAAAGGGGAUUAUCAACGAAACUGCAAAACAACGCUCAGACGUUACAAGAGCAGAUACGAUUGAACGAGAGGCUAAAAGUAUUGAUAGACGCAAUGCAGCAAAGGAAACAGAUUGAGCAACAGAUCGAGAUCUGUGAAAAGAAGAAGCUCUGGCUAGAGUACCAAGAUCUGAAGGACAAAGUUACGGAGUAUAUUAAUGACAAGAAGGACGCAGUAAGAAUCGUCAAUACUCACAAAAGUAAAGUGGAACCUCUAGAGAAAGUUAUCGAUGGUGCCAAGAAGGGAAUAGGGAAAUUGGAGCAGCAGAAAUUGAGCUCUACUAGAGAAAUUCACACACUUAAAGAUCGUGCUAAGGAAAUCACGAGAUCUGUGACCGAACACGAAUACAAAAUAAAGGAGAUAGAAUCUUCGUAUCAAGAGAAAUUGGAUAGAUAUAGGAACAGGGAACGAGAGCUGACUGAAGCUAAAGCCAAGUUAGAGAAAUUGAUCACGGAUCGGACUAAACUCGUGGAGAAAGUUGGUGAUGAGAACCAAGUGAAGAUGGAAUUAGCCGAACUACAUAAACCCAUAAUGAGAACUAACGCCGCUUUAGAUAAUCUCAAGAAACAAAAACUCGAAGUGCAAUAUGACCUCGAAAACAAUAUCACGCCGCAAAUAAGACUAUACGAAAAUAAAAUCCGUCAGCUCCAAGAUAUAGACGUGAAAAGGUUAGAAGUUCUCCGUUCAUACAGCGAAGAUACAUAUAAAGCGGUGAUGUGGCUCAGAGAAAACCGGGAAAUGUUCGAGGAACCCGUUUACGAACCGAUGAUGCUUGAGAUAAACUUCACGGACCCAAAAUUCGCUCGGUACUUAGAGUCCACAAUACCCAAUCGCGAUCUGAUCGCGUUCACUUUCGAAUCGAGUCGCGACAUGAACAUGUUCAUGCAAAAAGUCCGAGUUGAAGGCGGGUUGAAGCGGGUCAACGCCAUCUGUAGUCAGGGCGGAAGACUUAAUGUGCAGAGAAACGAUAUACAGCAGCUAAGCUACCUCGGUUUUUACGCGUAUCUAAUCGACACUAUAUCGGCGCCGGACGCCAUACUGCGCUACAUGUGCAAGCAGUACAACGUGCACCGCAUCCCUAUAGGCAACGACCACACCUACAACAACAGUGGGAAAGUGCCCGCCAAUAUCACCUACUUCUUCACCGAGAACCAUCGUUUCACGGUCCGCGUGUCCGCGUACAGCGGCGCUAAGUCUAGCUCCAUCAUAGAGAUCCGGCCGGCGCGAAUCAUGGCUAACACUGUGGAUAUAGAUCAACUGGAAAACUAUAAUCAGCAGUUAGCGAAGUUCGAGCAAACUGCGCAAUCGCAUCGCGCCAAAAUACAAGAUUUCGACACUAAGUUGGCCACUCUGGAGGUCAACCUGAACGAAUUCAAUAUGAGGAGGAAGAAAAUCAACGAUGGCGUAGAAAGGGUUCGCACAAUAUGUGCCCAGAUACGAGUGCAAACUAAGAAAGUUCAAGACAUUGAGAACGAGCCCAGCUUCAAUAUAGAACAAGAAAAGAACAGAAGCAGAAGGAAACAGAAGGAUUGCGUGAUGAAGCAAUGCAAGCUGCACCAAGAGCUUAAUGAAGUUGUCAGAAGUAUACAAGGCAAGAUAUUGAAUGGGGAUAUGUUUAAGGUAAAACUGGAGUUCAGUCGUAAAGCGAUAGUGCAGCAAGAAUCUGAACUUCGCGAGCUUAAAAGCGAACUUCACAGCGCACAAUCCACAUUAGAAAAUAUAGAAAACCAUUUAACAAGGGCUAAAUCUACUGCAAAACAGAAGCUUCUUGAAGCAAAGCGGUCUUGUGACGAUAAGUUGCCGCAAGAUCCGGGAUUUCCUUAUAGAGAAGAUUUUCAGGUGUUGCCGUCUGAUAUAAAUGCUUUGCAAGAGCAUUGCUAUGAACUACAGACGAGAAUCGAUUGUAUGGACAAAGGAGAUGAACAGGUCAUCAAAGAAUACGAAGAAAGGGAGAAGACGAUAGCUCAACUUAAGAAAGAGGUCUCCAGUUCCAGUGAUUCGAAUAAGCAAUUGGAUAACAAAAUGAAAGCACUGAGUUCGAAAUGGCUGCCGCCAUUAGAGAGGUUACUGAGAGACAUCGACAAGAGUUUCGGCGAUAUGUUCGCCAAGCUAGGAUGUGCCGGAGAAAUUAAAUUGGAUAGGGGUGGAAGCGACGAAGACUACGAUAAAUACGGUGUAUCGAUAUUGGUCCGUUUCCGCGCGUCGGAGCAGCUGCAGCAGUUGACUCGGCACGCACAAUCGGGCGGCGAGAGAGCUUUGUCCACAGCGCUCUACUUGAUGGCCUUACAGAGACUCACCACUGUGCCUUUCCGAUGCGUGGACGAGAUCAACCAAGGCAUGGAUCCCGUAAACGAGAGGAAGAUGUUCCAGCUUCUGGUUAGAGUUACAACUGAAUGUGACAACGCGCAAUAUUUCUUGCUCACUCCUAAGCUACUAACCAACUUGGAGUACAACGACAAAAUCAUGGUACACACCAUAAUGAACGGUAGAAACAUCAUGAACUACAGGAAAUGGAAACACCAUAAAUUCGUUGAGAGAGCUCAUGCGUAUAGAACUAGCUAGUGCUAGUACUGAAUAAAUAAAUGGACAAAGUUUUCCAUUGAAUUUUGAUUUAUUUUUAACAUACACUUAACGUCAAGCACGUACCAAUAUCGAACUCCAAUAGUUGAAUUCGAUGAUACGCGUCAAAUGUCAAGAAGCUUUAUAUAUUGAAAUUUGAACAGCGCCACAACGGACGGAACAAGAAUUAAAAAGGCUUCCAUACACAACACCUUGACAUUAGACGCGCAUCGAUAUUGAAUUUAACUAUUCGAAUUCGAUAUUGGCUCGUGUUUAGGAUACAGUUUCAAUAAUGAAAUUCCAGUAAGAGGUAGACCUACAGGAGCUUCGUUGCCUAGAUAUUUUUAUUACUAGCAGGGCCGGAUUUAGGAUUGUGGAGGCCCCGGGCCACUUAGGAUUUGCAUGCUUGUUGACCCAUCGAAAUUUUGUUAUUUCUUAAGCUGUUGUGGAGGCCCCUGGGCCACAGCCCCAUCUGCCCUGCCUUUAAUUCGGCCCUGAGAUUAAUAUAAUCAAAUAAUCAUGUAUGUUAGAUGUACAAAGUACUGUAGGCUGUAGGUAAAGGUAAAAGAGCAAAAAAAAUAUCAAAGGAAAAGAUGUUUACUAGUGUUUACUAGUUGGAAUUUGAAAGAUUUUUUUCCGAAGUCUAUUGUGGGGCCCCCCGUUUGUGGAGGCCCCGGGGCUUUCGCCCCGGUUGCCCUCCCCUAAAUCCGGCAGUGAUUACUAGCAUCCGCCCGCGCCUUCGUCCGCGUUAAUUUUUGUUUAAUGAGAAUCCCUCAGGAACCUAUCAUUGUUCCAGGAUGUCUCAAUCCAGGUUAUUAACUAAAACCUGUAUUAUAGAACGCGGCUCACCCAGCAUUUAAACUUGAAUCACGCAAAGCUGGUUUUUAACUGUAAAUCACUACUAAAUUGCUCAGCAUAUUACAGGUCGCGUUUUAAGAGCAAAUCAGCUGAAACUAGAAUCAAAAAUCAUUUUCAACCCCGAUCCAAUUUUGGGAGGUGAUAGAUGGUUUUUUUCAAUAUAAAGUCGGGUCUGCUGCGCGAAUUUUUAACAAAAAUCUAAACAAAUUAUCGAAACAGCUAGUCCACAGCGCCUGUUUUUUUGAUAACUGUUAGGUCACGCCCAAUGGCCACUGUUUUUCAAGUGAGUUUGUUUCAAAAAUGAGCUCCGAUCCAAAAACACUUCCAUUUAAGUAUUUACUUUUCGGUAUGGUAACUAAAAAUUAUUGAAUGCUGAAAAAAUUGUUACAUAAAAAAUUGCACUCAGAGCGUAGGUUUUUAACGCAGUCCAGUGGCACAAAAUUUUCUGUGCCCGUUUCUGUUCUGCCAAUAGCAGAUUUAGAGUUAUUGCUAUUGAAUUGGUACAUUAAUAACCUUAUGUUUAUUUUUAUGAUCUACCUAUGUUACAUGCCAGAACACCGGACUCUCUAAUUAGUACUAUAAAAACAAAAUGUUAUAUAUAUUCCACUCCAUUACAAAAUAAACCAAAGAUAAUAAUAUUAUUUUCAAAUAAUACGUGGUUUUCUAAUGAGCACUAACAAAAAAUACAUAACUUCCCAUUCCCACCGGCGAACGCGGGGAAUGUAAUUGUAUUAUUCUAAAUAAUGUAAUGGAAGGUGACUUCAAAAUUAUCUCUGAAGUCAUUUUUCAACUUGACGACUCUAUAUAAUAAAUAAUACAGGGAGAAUAAAACAGCCCUUGCUGACUUUCUCACCGGCUCUUCUCAGUACAAGGUCUCCCGCCGUAGUUUUGCGAACGAAAUGGCGUAGCUUCUCGACUUUCACAGGUGCUCUUAACAGCCUAAAAGGAAUAAAUGAUUUUUGAUUUUGAUAGGUUGUAUUUUUGCUUACAAAACUGUUAGGCCACGCCCCUAAUCGGUUAGCAAGCAUGAAAACACGGCGCAGGAGACCCGGCUUUUGAUGUACAUUAAGCUAUGUGUACUUAUUGUAGACGACUAGUUUUUAACUUUUUACGUUAAUGUGUAUGGUAUAUGAAUAACGCCAUAAUUAUAUAAGUCGCGGCACGAAAUAGGGAUGAUGACUAAUUUUUUUUCUUCGUUUAUCAGGUAGAUUAUCAAAAAGUAUUAGACACGUAUUUUUUCUUUUUUCACAUAAUAUAAACAUUACAGAGAUAUAUUGAUUUGAAAAGUCGCAUGACGUCACGUUUGAGUACACUUAUAAGUGAAAAUUCACUCAAAAGUGACGUCACGAGCCCCUACUCCCAAACUUUGACGCGCUAUAACUUUGUCAUUUUUUGGUUGAUUGCCAGAAGAAAAAAAUACGUGUCCAUUAUUUUUUGAUCAUCUAACUGACGGACUAAAUAGAAUUUCGUUUACUGUACCCCGUCAUCACCCCUAUUCUAGCGCUGACCGUUAUUGCGCAGAAGUAAAAAUUAAGAGCCCUUUUACAAAAUUGCGCCGCUGCCGUACUGAUCGGCGCGUAGGUAGAUUUGCACUAGUAUAUAUUGCAUUUUUUGGGUGAUGUUUCAAGUCGUAUAAAAUAAUUAUUAAUGAACUAAUUAUAAAAAUAUAUACAUAUUUCAGUAGUUCAAUGAUGGUAGAUAAGUUUUAUGAAAGUUUUUGAUAGUAAUUCUAUUUAAUUCAAAAUACGAGGUAAACCUGCAUUAUUUUUUGGGAAAACUCACGAAGGUUAGAUGUUUUUUUUGAUAAUUAAUGAGAUAGAAAAUCAAAAUUCUAAUACAUUAUGUUACAACAAAAACAUAUUUCUGAUGUCGUAGUAAUUAAUUUGAUCUAAUUUAUUGAACAUUAUAGAGAGAUUGACACGUUGAAAUUGUGCAUAUUAUCGUUUUUUCCUUCUAUUGGGAAUAGUCAAAACCUUUUCUAAGGGGGCAAACGAGGCGCUCAAAAAUUACAAUUUUUUGCAAAAAAUGUGAAAGGGCUCUUAAGUGCGCUGCGCCGAUUGUCUCUCCAGUCGUACUUUUGCGCAGCUAUCCCCUCCGCGUUUUGUUCAGCGCUAGAGCUACGUGCCGCGAACUGUAGUAGAAGACCCAGUAUUGUAUUAUUUUUAUAUACUGUAAUGUAAGUUUAUGCCAGUUUUGCUUUUACGAACUAGCUAUUUUAAUUGAAUACACAUUCCUAUUGUUUAAAUAUUGUUUUUAAAUUAUUCUGAAAAGAAAACGAUUUUCUUUUUGUCGUCAUCAGUUACCAUGUGUUGUAAUGUAAGCUCUCUUUUGUCUGGUAAUAUUGUUUGUUUAUUUAGUAUUUAUUUACUCUUUGUUUUACAACGAAUGGCGGACUUAACGCCACACGGCAUUUCUCUACCAGUCCACCAUCGGGCUAGUUUGUUUGUUGGCAUUUUUGUUACAACGCAACAUGCAUUAAUGAGAUUUCUAAUUUUAUGAUUGUUACAAGUUUUUAAACUAGGCUUCAAAAAACAAUGUUUACUUUGAAAGGACAUUGCUCGUUCCCCAUACAUUGAAUGCCCCAGAAUGCACAGCAAUGAGAAAAUGCUAGUUGUGUUCGGAAUCAUUCAUAAACUCUCAUUAGGCAUUUGUACUACAAAAUGUAUUUAGAUGUCAAAUAACUGUUUUUUUGUUUUAUUAGAUUUUGUGGUUAUAAUUAUUAUACUUAAUCGUUAAUGAUGUACACUUUAUAUUUUCUGCACAUGUAAGCACUUAAAUAAAAUUAAUUAAAUAAACAUAAAAUGCUAUUCAUAUAAGAGUGUUGGCAGUUGGCACCUAUGAUACCUAUACCUACCUGUUUAAUAAUACAUUUAUUCCCAAAUUAAAUGUUCAAAGGCUUUCCGUUUACCUGUUUCUAUAUUUUAUUAUUGGUAAUAAGGUAUGUACCUGGUUUAUGAUUUUCAUAAAAAUAAACAGAUAACACAUGAGAUGGGAGUAUAAACGUAUCUUUACAUAAUUUCAGAAAUUAUCUAUCUAUA
This is a messenger RNA of Chilo suppressalis (striped riceborer), 7170 nucleotides long. Lineage: Eukaryota; Metazoa; Arthropoda; Insecta; Lepidoptera; Crambidae. The record is from the annotation of a GenBank genome assembly.